Hipposideros armiger (great roundleaf bat) is the source of this 1923-nucleotide messenger RNA. RefSeq names its product cerebellar degeneration-related antigen 1-like. The transcript has a single exon. NCBI's taxonomy places the organism in Eukaryota, Metazoa, Chordata, Mammalia, Chiroptera, Hipposideridae. The record is from RefSeq and is a predicted model, not a curated record. The coding region runs from base 11 to 469 and encodes 152 amino acids.
UCUGGAAGACAUGAAUUUGAUGGAAGACACAGCUUUGUUGGAAGACAAGGAUUUUCUGGAAGCCAUGGAUGUGAUGGAAGAUAUGGAUUUUCUGGAAGACCUGGAGAUCAUUGGAAGGCAUGGAUUUCCUGGAAGACAUGGUUUUUCUGGAAGACGUGGAUUUUCAGGAAGACCCGAAUUGUCCGGAAGACCUGGAUUGUCUGGAAGAUGUAGAUUUGCUGGAAGACCUGGAGAUUACUGGAAGGCAUGGAUCUCUAGGAAGACAUAUAUUUGUGGAAGACCAGGAUUAAAUGGAAGACAUGAAUUUUCUGGAAGACGUGGAUUGACCAGAAGACUGGAUUUGGUGGAAGACAUGGAUUGGCUGGAAGACCUGGAUUUUUCUGGAAGAUGUGGAUUGAUAGAAGACCUGGAUUUGGUGGAAGAUGUGGAUUUUUCUGGAAGACGUGACUUCGUUGGAAGACAUGGGUAGGCUGGAAGACAUGAAAUUGAUGGAAGACAAGGAUUUGCUGGAAGACAUGGAUUCUGUGGAAGAUGUAGAUAGUCUGGAAGACCUGGGGGUCAUUGGAAGACAUGGAUUUCCUGGAAGACAUGGAUUUUCAGGAAGACAUGGAUUUUCAGGAAGACCCGAAUUGUCCAGAAGACCUGGAUUGUCUGGAAGACGUAGAUUUGCUGGAAGACCUGGAGGUUACUGGAAGAUGUGGAUCUUUAGGAAGACAUAUUUGUGGAACACUGGGAUUCAGUGGAAGACAUGAAUUUUCUGGAAGACAUGGCUUUGUUGGAAGACCUGGAUUUAGUGGAAGACAUGGAUUGGCUGGAAGACCUGGAUUUUUCCGGAAGAUAUGGGUUGAAUGGAAGAUCUGGCUUUGGCGGAAGACGCAGAUUUUUCUGGAAGAUGUGGACUGAGUGGAAGACCUGGAUGUCUUUCUGGAAGACGUGGAUUGACUGGAAGACCUAGAUUUUUCUGGAAGGCGUGGAUUAGCUGGAAGACCUUGAAAUUGGUAGAAGACGUGGAUUGUCUGGAAGACCUUGAAACCAUUGGAAGAUGUGGAUUUUCCUGGAAGAUAUGGAUUCUGUGGAAGACCUAUAAUUGCUGGAAGACUGGAUUGUCUGGAAGACGUAGAUUGUCUGGAAGACGUAGAUUGUCUGGAAGACUGGGAUUAGCUGGAAGACGUUGAUGUUGUUGGAAGACUUGGAAUUAGUUGGAAGACUUGGAGUUGCUGGAAGACCUGGAGUUGUUGGAAGAUCUUGAUACUGGCGCCAUUGGAAACCCUGGACAUUGGAGACAUUGGAAGCACAGGAUGUUGGAGACAUUGGAAGCCUUGGAUUUUGAGGAUAAUGGUUAUUCUGGACACUGGAGUCUUUGGAGGCCCUGAAUGUUGGAGUUUGUGGAUAUUGGAAGCCAUGGAUCCUGGAAGCCCUGAACACUAGAGACACUGCAAGUCCUGGACCUUGGAAUCCUUAAACAUUAGAAGAUAUGGACAAUAAAAGACCUAGACAUUUAGAAAUCCGAAAAUCAGAAGCCCUGGAUAUUGGGAGACAUUGGAAAACCUGGAUAAUGACAUACUCAUGUUAAAAGACAUAGAAUUUGAAAGAUGUUAACUUUCAAAGAUGUUGGCAGCCCUGGACAAUUGGAGACCUAGACUUUAAGAGACCAAGAUGUUCAGAGAUCUAGUCAUUCAGACAUUGGGGAUGUUGGAACACCUGAAUGUUGGAAGACCAGGUUCAUGGAGAUAUUGAAAGACUUGGGCAUUGGAGGAACUGGUAAUAACAAGACAUUAUGAAAUCAGGAUUCAGAAGACACUAAAAGUUGUAGGAACUGAAUGAUGUUAAGUGCUAGGAGAUAUUGGAAGAGCUGGACUUGGACGAAACGAAAUACAGGAACUCUAGAAGACUUGUAUAUAGGAGACAUUAGAGGACUGGGAA